AGGCCAUUUCUUUAAAACCUUAUUUUGUCAAAUUACGCGCCAAUUCCAUUUAUGUUUGUGUGACCCUGAUUGGCGCAGUUGCCUCAUGGAGUUAUCAUCUGUAAGUAAAAACGAAAAUGUACACAAACAUAUAAUAAAGACCCGGAAAAAGUGUCUAAAAGCUGAAAAGCCGCAAAUGUGUUGUGCAUGUUGUUCUGAAGUUUUGUUGUGACAGACAAAUUUCAUCAAUAAAAAUGGUUAAAUUAACGCCGGAAUUAAUUCAGCAAUCUAUGCAAUAUAUUAAUCCGGUCAGAGAUCGUGAGCUUGAUCUCAGAGGGUAUAAAAUUCCAGCAAUAGAAAAUUUAGGAGCCACUUUGGAUCAAUUUGAUACAUUAGAUUUUUCAGACAAUGAUAUUAGAAAAUUAGAUAACUUUCCUUUACUUAAGAGAAUCAAAACUUUAUUUUUCAACAACAAUCGUAUUGUUCGAAUUGCAGAUGGUUUAGAGAAUUGUAUACCAAAUUUAGAAACCCUCAUGCUAACAGGCAAUCAAUUACAAGAAUUAUGUGACAUUCAACCUUUAUUUGGACUUAAAAAGCUCACAACCCUUUGCUUGCUACAAAAUCCAGUUUCAGCAAAAGCACAUUAUAGGCAAUACAUCAUUUUCAAAAUGCCAAAUUUAAAAUUAUUAGACUUCAAGAAAAUUAAAAUGAAAGAACGAGAAGAAGUUAAUGAAUUUUUCAAAAGUCCAAGAGGCAAAGAAAUCGCAAAGGAUAUCACUAAAAAAGCUAAAGCAAUAUCACAUGGAUCAAAUAAUGUAGACAGACCACUGAUGAGUAAUGAAGAGAGAGCUAAAAUAAAAGAAGCCAUUUCUAAUGCUACUUCUUUGGAAGAAGUUCAAAGACUUAGCAAAUUACUCCAAGCAGGUCAGAUUCCUGGAGACAAUAGACAUCAGAAUGGAAAUGGAACCACAGAAGAAAUGGAAGAAGAAGAAGACUAGAUUGCUUUCCACCUUUUUAUACAAUUGUGUAUUAAAUAAUUAAUUUAAGUAUUAAAAUGAUAAAUAAAUGCUCAAAUAUCAAGCUCAUAAAAUUGAGUUUACUACACUAUUGGUUUUGAAAAAAAAAUUUUGAUUGAGCCAGUCAUGCUAUUUUUCUGUUAUAAAGAACUGAAUGUAUAUAAAAACUUGAGAAAAAUAAAAAGCCUGGGUCCUGAAGCGAAAAUUUUUACCAUGUUUCAAAAAAUGGUUUUGAGGCUUAGCAUAACUUAUUUUUCUCAUUUUUCAGAUGAAUAAUGAACUAUUUGAUCGAAUAAAUUUGUAAUAAAAAGUCAAA
Molecule: messenger RNA, 1311 nt
Organism: Trichogramma pretiosum
Lineage: Eukaryota; Metazoa; Arthropoda; Insecta; Hymenoptera; Trichogrammatidae
Gene: U2A
Product: probable U2 small nuclear ribonucleoprotein A'
Exons: 4
Coding region: 234-977 (247 amino acids)
Biological process (GO): mRNA splicing, via spliceosome
Cellular component (GO): U2 snRNP
Molecular function (GO): U2 snRNA binding; protein binding
Source: RefSeq, a predicted model, not a curated record